Molecule: messenger RNA, 3329 nt
Organism: Diceros bicornis minor
Lineage: Eukaryota; Metazoa; Chordata; Mammalia; Perissodactyla; Rhinocerotidae
Gene: B4GALT2
Product: beta-1,4-galactosyltransferase 2
Exons: 8
Coding region: 1118-2227 (369 amino acids)
Biological process (GO): carbohydrate metabolic process
Molecular function (GO): glycosyltransferase activity
Source: RefSeq, a predicted model, not a curated record
GCGCAGGCGGCCGGACCCCGGCCUGGCGUUACCCCACCCCACCCCCAUCCCUAGGCUCCCCCAGGGCUCCUCCGCCUGCCUCCAGCUAGCCUCCCUUAUUGUCCUCGCUCGCCCCAGCCUCGUGGCGCGGGGGGGCGCUCCACUCACGUUUCCCCUUGGCCUGGGCCCCCGCCCCUCAUGCACUCCCCCGGUCCAUGCCCCCCUACCCCCGCCCCAGGCUCCACACCCACCCGGUCUUUGCUGCCUCCCCCGUCCCGGGUGCCACGUGUUCAGGCCGCUCAGCCUCCUGCCCCGCCCCAACGCACCUCGCAGCCUGGCCGGCAGCCUGACCCAGAACCCCUGCCCCGGAGGGAGGGGUGGGAAUGUUUGCACGUGGGUCCGGGUGUUGUGAGCUGCCCGGGAGCCUGUAUGUAUGGCUGUGUAAGUCCAGGAGCAGCGGCUUUGUUUGUGAGUGUGUGACUCUGUGCAUUACUGUUACUGUCGCCCGGGUGUGUCUGUGACUGUAUGUAGUUCUCUGUGUGUCUGAGUGUGGGUGACAAUAGCUGGGGCCAAGGGUGUCUGUGUGGUUGUGUGACACUGUGUAUCUGUGAGGGAGACUCACCCUGCUCCCUGAAGCACGACCAGAAGUGCUUCCAGAAGUGUUGCUGCUCUCUUGGAAGCACAGCUGGAGCUGUGGCCCCAGCGAGACCCUUUCUUGCCUUGCUGAUGCUGCGCAGGUCUCCAGGGCCCAAGUGUUCCCACCUCUGGGAAUCAGAACCAGCAGUGCCGGGCAGGCCCAGGGAGCUCAUCUCAGUCCUUAGGGUCCUAGGGAGUGGUGUCCCCUGCCCCACCCUGUAUUUUGACCUCUGGCUCCGGAGGGAAGGGAUCCCAUAAACAUCUUGUCCAUAUUGGGCCGUCUGGAUGCUGAGGGCCACUUCCCUGCCUGCUGGCUUGGCCUGUUUGCCAUUGGGACCUGUCUGACCAAACCACUGCCCAGCAUGCUCCUGGGAGGACUAAGUGAAGUCAUGAGUACAAAGCACUCUUGCAUGGUAGAAUGAGUCCAUGAGUGUCAAAGAGUGUGAGCAGGCCAGCAGCCGGAUGCCCGGGCCCACUGUGCGGGCCAGCGGCCGCCUGCGGGAUGAGCAGACUGCUGGGGGGGACGCUGGAGCGCGUCUGCAAGGCUGUGCUCCUUCUCUGCCUGCUGCACUUCCUCGUGGCCGUCAUCCUCUACUUUGACGUCUACGCCCAGCACCUGGCCUUCUUCAGCCGCUUCAGUGCCCGCGGCCCUGCCCGGGCCUUCCACCCAGCUGCCAGCAGCACCACCAACUGCUCUAGGCCCAACGCCACUGGCCCCAGCUCCGGGCUCCCUGAGGCCCCCAGUGCCCGGCCUGGCCCCACGGCUCCCGGCCUGCCACCCUGUCCUGACUCGCCGCCUGGUCUCGUGGGCCGGCUGCUGAUCGAGUUCACCUCCUCCAUGCCGCUGGAGCGGGUGCAGAGGGAGAAUCCAGGCGUGCUCUUGGGCGGCCGCUACACGCCGCCCGACUGCACCCCAGCCCAGACGGUGGCUGUCAUCAUCCCCUUUCGACACCGGGAGCACCACCUACGCUACUGGCUCCACUAUCUGCACCCCAUCCUGAGGCGACAGCGGCUGCGCUACGGCAUCUAUGUCAUCAACCAGCAUGGUGAGGACACCUUCAACCGGGCCAAGCUGCUCAACGUGGGCUUUCUAGAGGCGCUGAAGGAGGACGCCACCUACGACUGCUUCAUCUUCAGUGAUGUGGACCUGGUCCCCAUGGAUGACCGCAACCUGUACCGCUGUGGCGACCAGCCACGCCACUUUGCCAUUGCCAUGGACAAGUUUGGCUUCCGGCUGCCCUAUGCUGGCUACUUUGGAGGCGUGUCGGGCCUGAGUAAAGCCCAGUUCCUGAGAAUCAACGGCUUCCCCAACGAGUACUGGGGCUGGGGUGGUGAGGAUGACGACAUCUUUAACCGGAUCUCCCUGACUGGGAUGAAGAUCUCGCGCCCAGACAUCCGCAUAGGCCGAUACCGCAUGAUCAAGCACGACCGGGACAAGCAUAACGAGCCCAACCCUCAGAGGUUUACCAAGAUUCAAAACACGAAGCUGACCAUGAAGCGGGACGGCAUUGGAUCAGUGCGGUACCAGGUCUUGGAAGUGUCUCGGCAACCGCUCUUCACCAAUAUCACAGUGGACAUUGGGCGGCCUCCAUCAUGGCCCCCUCGGGGCUGACACUAAUGGAAAAAGGCUCCCAGUGCCAAAGAUUGCCUGCCAGAGGACUGACUGACAGCCUGGCUGGCGGCGGCUCUGUGAGGGAUCCCCCAGGACUGAGACUGUGGGAUCUGUUUUCUGAGGGUCUUCAGUAGGCCCCCCAGCUGCACCUGGAAGUUUCAGAACCUACUUUGUGGGGGCUUCCAUCCUGGGCCGGCCCCUCAAGUGUAGUCCUCUCUGGGGUCAACCCUCCUUCCUGCCCCUCCGUCCCCAGCCCAACCCCCUCACUGUCAGGUUCGGGCCAGCCCCUGCACUGCCUCGCUGAGUGGCCUGGGCUAGGUCACUCUACCUCUCUGUGCCUCAGUUUCCCCCCCUUGAGUCUCCUAGGGCCUGGAAGAGUGGGAGGUAUGACUAGGGGGCAGUGUCACUUCCAGGGGGAAUUCUCAGAUCUGGGGAUCCCCCAUGCUCCCAGGGGAGGGGAAACCUUUUUCAUUCAACAUUGUAGGGGCAAACUCUGGGGCGCCCCGUGCUGAGGAGCAGCCCCAGGAGGGGACCAGAGGGCGUGCUGUGUCGCUGCCUGGGAUCUUGGGGCUGGGCUUCGAAUGGGGGUGGGUGGGGCUUGGGUCAGUCUGGUUCCCGCCUCCCUGUCUCGCAGAGAAGGCAGUAGCCCCAGGGCCGGCUCGUGUUUGUACGUUGCACAGAAACUUGUGUGGGUGCUUUAGUAAAAAAUGUGAAUGGAGCAGCCCCUUUGUCUGUUUGGGGAUGGGGAUCUGGGUCCCUGACCCGGACUCUGAGUGGGUUGUGGAAGGGCGCCUAGCCCAACUUAUCAGUGUGAUCCAGGUUGUCCUGGUUACCCCCCCGCCCCGUCCCGGCCCCUCCAAGGGCAGCCACUCCUUAAGCUUUGCCCGCCCAAAGGGGAAAGGUUUACCCUGCCGCUGCCUCCGGGCCAGAAGAGGCAACGGAGUAAUAAACCCAGUGGGCUCAGAUUUCUCGGUCCUUUCACCUGCCCCGAAGCCGAAAGGCGCCCAGAGAUGAGCCGAAGGUGCUUGGGGUCAGGGCUCUGUGGGUUCGGACUGUAAAACCGCCUACCUCGGCCGUGGGUCGGACUCCCGGCGGGCAGGCG